This is a messenger RNA of Hipposideros armiger (great roundleaf bat), 4185 nucleotides long. Its product is annotated as supervillin-like. The annotation marks the transcript as partial. The transcript has 20 exons. Lineage: Eukaryota; Metazoa; Chordata; Mammalia; Chiroptera; Hipposideridae. The record is from RefSeq and is a predicted model, not a curated record.
UGCUGUGUCACAAACCUCAGGCCCCAAAGCCUGAACUUGGCUUUGUCUGUUAGAUCAGAUGAGUUGCAGGAAACAGGCGGCGAGCACUUGGGGCAAACUUAAAAGUGAUGUGUGUGAGCCUGUGCAGGCAGAGCCUUCGGGCAGAUGUCUUUGAAAUGUGGGAAUCUGGGAGACAUGAAGACAGAACAACAGAAGAGGACAGAUUUCAACAAGAAAAACUUAAGCUUCACUGGAUUCCCACAUCAAAGAAAAGUUCCAAGCUUUCAGAAAGAGUUCUUGCUUGAAGAUAAAGAACAACUUGCUAACUGCAAAAGAAGGAUCAAUGCUAAGCUUUUAACUGCACUUCCUAAAGUUGCAGAAUUAAGAAAAAUCUUUGAACCAAAGAGUAAAGAAUUUUUAGACAUGAAAAGAAAAGAAAGAAUUGCCAGGCGCUUAGAAGGAAUCGAAACGGACACCCAGCCCAUCCUCUUACAGAGCUGCACCGGGUUGGUGACUCACCGGCUGCUGGAGGAAGACACGCCCAGAUACAUGCGAGCCACAGACCCAGCCAGUCCCCAUAUCGGCCGAUCCAAUGAAGAGGAAGAAACUUCUGAUUCUUCCUUAGAAAAGCAGGCUCGGCCUAAACACAGCACGGAAACCUCAGGAGUCCAUAGUGACUCAUUCUGUAGUUCAGGUAUCAUGGACACCCAGGGUCUUGAGUCCAAAGCUGAAAGGAUCGCGAGGUACAAAGCAGAGAGGAGACGGCAGCUGGCAGAAAAAUAUGGGCUAACUCUGGAUUCUGAAGCAGACUCUGAAUCUCUGUCUCGAUACACCAAGUCCAGGAGGGAGCCCGAGGCUGUGGAGAAGAAGGGAGGAAAAAGUGACAGGCUGGCCGAGUCAGGCAAAGAUUCGAGUUCUGCAUACUCCAGGACUGAGAUCCCGGGGCUCAGGACCAGUGUGGCUGAAUCCCAGGACCAUGCCCUCCAUGGCAGGGAUGGUGUGUCUGAGACGGAGGUGCUUCUCAACGUGGAAAACCAAAGACGAGGUCAACAGCUGAGUGCCAUCGGGCAGCAGGCCCGUGACCUGCCCCCCGCGGUUGAGACGUCCUCAUCCUUUCCCUUCUCCGGGCGAGACUGCUCCUUCAGUGAAGUGCCAAGGUCCCCAAAGCAAAUGCACAGCGUGCCCCUCUCCUCGCCUCGGCAGCCAGCCUCCCCGAACCACUCUGGUGACCCCGCACUCCCCACUGAGGCACGAUCCAGUACAGGGAAACCCAAACAUGAGUGGUUUCUCCAGAAAGAUUCCGAAGGGGACACAUCUUCACUUAUCAACUGGCCUUCCAGAGUUAAAGUUAGAGAAAAAAUGGUGAAAGAGGAGAGUGCUCGCAGCAGCCCUGAACUUGCCUCCGAGUCCCUAGCUCAGAGGAGACAUCAGCCAGUGCCGGUGCAUUACCUGUCCUUUCAGUCAGAAAACUCAGCCUUUGAUAGGGUCACGAGCAAGGCAGCCGGCUCUGCACGACAGCCGAUCCGUGGCUAUGUCCAGCCAGCAGAUCCUGUCCACACUGCCAUGCUGGUGACCUCAGAAACCCCGGAAAGCGUGUCUGAGUACAGCUGGGUGGAAUCAGCCACCCAGAACGUCAUAAAACCUCCCACCUUGAAGGCUCUCGAAGGUGAGGGAAGGGAGUCCCCCAUUCUCCACAUCUGUGAAUCAAAAGCAGAGGAAGAUGUGCCCUUUACUGAAGCGCUCGAGAAAAGCAGGAAAUCACUCCUGGCUUUAGAGGAUGGCAGGCUUGCGAGAAGCCAGGAAGACCCCUCUGCACAUGAAGACUUUGGCAAGCCUGCGAUCAGCACGGCCACCGUAGAACAUAAAAAAGAACCGGCAAGUUUGUCGCACCCACCUCAAGCUCAGCCCCAGUUCUCUGAAAGAACGGGCAGAAGCGAAAUGGUUUUGUAUGUUCAGAGCGAGCCUGUGUCCCAAGAUGCCAGAGUGACAGGACACAAAAUAGAAGCACCUAGGAGAAAGCACAAGGUCCUCACCCGCUCCCUAUCUGACUACACGGGCCCCCCUCAGCUCCAGGCCCUGAAGUGCAAGGACCCAACGGCAAAGGGAGAGCCGGAGCUACGGAGUCCCAGAGCUGAGGGGCCCCAGGCGGAAGUGAGCCUGCUGGACACCAAGGUCUCUGUCGCCCAGCUCCGAAAUGCAUUUCUGGAAUCUGCCAGUGCCAGAAAGAAACCCGAACUUCAAUCGCGGGUUGAGAGGUCAACCAAAGGAGUUGGCUUGCCUACCAGUGUGGAACGGGAGAGAGGGUCCCGGAAACCAAGACGCUAUUUUUCUCCUGGUGAAAGUAGAAAAACUUCUGAGAGAUUUAGAACUCAACCUAUAACCUCAGCAGAACGAAAGGAAUCGGAUAGGUCUACUUCGAAUUCAGAAAUGCCAACCGCUGAGGAUGAAGAAAAGGUAGAUGAACGAGCCAAGCUGAGUGUUGCUGCCAAGAGGCUGCUUUUCAGGGAAAUGGAAAAGUCAUUUGAUGAGAAAAGUGCUCCAAAGCGACGCUCUAGAAAUGCGGCCGUGGAGCAAAGGCUGCGGCGUCUGCAAGACAGAUCCCACACCCAGCCCGUCACCACUGAGGAGGUGGUCAUCGCAGCCACUGAACCUCUCCCUGCUUCGUGCUCUGUGGCCACCCACCCUGUAAUGGCAAGACUUCCUAGUCCCACUGUAGCUAAGAGCACUGUGCAGCCUGCCAGAUUACAGGCGUCUGCUCACCAAAAGGCUCUAGCCAGAGACCAGGCGAACGAGGGCAAAGAUUCUGCUGAACAAGGUGAACCUGAUUCCUCCACUCUAAGCUUAGCUGAGAAGUUGGCCUUGUUUAACAAAUUGUCCCAGCCAGUCUCAAAAGCUAUUUCUACCCGAAACAGAAUAGACAUGAGACAGAGGAGAAUGAAUGCUCGCUAUCAGACUCAGCCCGUCACGCUUGGAGAGGUGGAGCAGGUGCAAAGUGGAAAACUUCUUCCAUUCUCACCCACUGUUAACACGUCUGUGUCCACAAUGGCAUCUACGGCCAUUCCAAUGUACGCAGGGGAUCUUCGGACAAAGCCAUCUGUGGAUGACAACACAAGUGCCACUGACUAUAAGUUUCCUUCUUCGAUAGAAAAUUUGGACUCUCCAGUGAGAAGCAUUCUGAAGCCCCAGGCCUGGCAACCUUCAGUAGAGGGCAGUGGAAGCAAAGGCACGUUGAGAGAACUGGGAGAGGCAGAAAGCAAGAGAGUUUUGACAUGUAGAGACGGUGGUGUUCAAAAGUACGAGUCCUUUGAGGAAGCAGAGCCAUCCUACCCCAUCCUUCCCCGAGUCCAGGAAGGAGAUAGCCAUAAGGAACCCAAAUAUGCUGUUCCGAGGAAGGGAAGCCUGGAGCUAGCUAGUCUUCCCAUCGCCCCUCUUGGUGAUGAGCUGAAGGAAUUUUCCACUGCUGAAAGCGCUGCACCGGGGAACGCUGACGUGAAGGACAGGCAGCCCUUUGAAGAGAAGGUGGACAUGGAGAAUGUCACCAAGAGGAAGUUUUCGCUGAGAGCAGCCGAGUUCGGGGAGCCCACUUUUGAUCAGACCGGCACAACUGCUGGGAAAACUGUUGCUCAGACUGCAGCCCCAGUGGCCUGGAGGCAGCAAGAGCCUUCCGAACAACCACAGGAGAAGUACCAUAAGAACCCAUGUGCAAUGUUUGCUGCUGGAGAGAUCAAAGCGCCAGCGGUGGAGGGUGUCCUUGAUUCACCCAGCAAAACCAUGUCAAUUAAAGAAAGAUUAGCACUAUUGAAGAAGAGCGGUGAGGAAGACUGGAAAAACAGACUUUCCAGAAAGCAGGAGUAUGGCAAAGCGUCUGCCACGAGCAGCCUGCACGUACAAGAAGUGGAACAGUCCCUCAAGAAGAAGGAAGAAGGAGGAUUUACAGAUGAUAGUGCCGUUUCUAAUCUGCUUUGGGAACCUGUAUAUGCUUCUACUUAUUCUCCUGCUAUACCUGCUGCCCAUAAAUACCUGUCUUUUGUAUCUAUUAAUCAGCGGGUCACAGAAAGUCGAGAGAACCAAAUGACUAUUGAAGAGAGGAAGCACCUCAUCACGGUGAGAGAGGAAGCCUGGAAGACAAAAGGCAAAGGAGCAGCUAAUGACUCCACACAGUUCACGGUGGCCGGGAGAAUGGUGAAGAAAGGUCAGUGUGCGAGC